Molecule: messenger RNA, 1617 nt
Organism: Magnolia sinica
Lineage: Eukaryota; Viridiplantae; Streptophyta; Magnoliopsida; Magnoliales; Magnoliaceae
Exons: 7
Coding region: 209-901 (230 amino acids)
Cellular component (GO): nucleus; cytoplasm
Source: RefSeq, a predicted model, not a curated record
AAACACCCACUACGGUGUGACCCUGGUAACAUCUAAUCCGCUCCCGUUGGGUGUUAGGCAUUGCUGCCUUCGAUUGCUCUCGCAACUGAGGCUUCUACAAUUACAAUUUACAAGCCCUUCUGCGUAACCAUAUCGUUUUGCUGCCAAAGCUCUUAAAUAUCGGAUCGGUUCCUCCUCCGUUUCGUGGUUUCCGGUACAGUGCAGGAGUAUGGAAGAAGGAGAACACCCGCAGCGCUUAUCUACGCACAUGACGACGAUUUCCAGCCAUUCCUUCGGUCAAUCGUGUCAGACUGGUGAUGAUGAAGAUGGCCUCACCAUCCACAUCAUAGAGAAUAUGCAAGAAGAUUAUGGAAUGUUUGUCUGGCCAUGCAGUAUUGUCCUUGCAGAGUAUGUGUGGCAACAAAGACCGCGCUUUCUUGGCAUGACUGUGGUUGAGCUUGGUGCAGGAACUUCCUUGCCUGGAUUGGUAGCCGCGAAAGUUGGAUCAGAUGUUGUACUGACAGACAACUCAAACAGAUUAGAGGUACUGGAGAACAUGAGAAAAACGUCAGACCUCAAUAACCUCAACUGUAAAAUAUUGGGACUCACUUGGGGGGAGUGGGAUGCACCUUUGUUCAGUUUGAACCCAAAAAUCCUGCUUGGAGCCGAUGUUUUAUAUGAUACUAAUGAUUUUGAUGAUCUCUUUGCAACUGUAACAUUCCUGCUCCAAAAUUGUCCAGACUCAGUCUUCAUUACGACUUACCACAACAGAAGUGGACAUCAUCUCAUCGAAUACUUGAUGGUUAAAUGGGGGUUGAAAUGCACAAAACUUGUGGAUGCUUUUUCAUUCAUGCCAUCCUUGAAGGCAUCUACCCUACGUGGCAACAUUCAAUUGGUCGAGAUGACGUUGGGCCAUCAUUGAUCCUGAGUCAUUGCAAGUUGUAGCAUCCGUCUACGUGCGCGCCCUUUUUCCUUGUUGUUUAUGAACCUCAAGCUCUGGUCAUACGCAUGACAACCUCCAGGACUGAUUUCGGUGCUGUAAAAGCUGUGGGCCCCACUGUGAGGUAUGUGUUUUAUCCCUGUUUUCCAUCCAUUUUGCCAUCCCAUUUCGUGGCAUGAACCCCAAAAAAAAAAUGUCAGAUGCAAAUCUCAGGUGGACCACACCACAGGAAAUGGUAGUGAUUGAACAUUCACCAUUAAAAAGUUCUUUGGUCCACAAAAGUUUUGGAUCAAGCUAAUAUUUGUGUUUUUCCUUCAUCCAGGUUCAUGUGACAUAAUCAACAGGUUGCAUGGCAAACAAACAUUACAGUGGGCCCUAGAAGUUUUUAAUGAUCGGCAUUCAAUCACUGUUUCUUGUGGCGUGGUCCUCCUGAGAUUUGGAUCUGCUUCAUUCUUGGGGUUAUGCCAUAAAAUGAACUGGGAAAAUGGAUGGUUAGCAUGGAUAAGCACAUACAUCAUAGUGGGCCCACAGCUUUUCCAGCAUCACACCUAGGUCGGUACCAAGAGGGUCAGUACCGAAUCGAAUCCACAAGUAUCCUCCAGCCUUGAGUUUAGACAAGUGAGGCCCUUGGCUUGGGGAAUGUUGAUCUGAUGAGCCAAAUCAUCGAUGGGGAAUUGACCAAAUGUCUUCCUUGAUCA